GAGGAAAAAAAAAAAGAUUCGUUCAUUUGGCUGAACGACAUUCGCAGAUCCGAGUCAGUAAAACGAUCCGAGUCAGUAAAAUGAUCCGAACUUCCCAUCACCAGUGUGAAUGCGCCUUAAAAACAGUCAGAGGUUCACCCCCCGAUGACGUCACUCUGGAAGCAGAAGCAGCCUACUGGCAUGGGCGACUUACAUCCGGGGAUCUGAGCGUCGCUGCAGAGAUGUGCUGAUGUGAAGUGGGAGUGAGCGGACAGGAUUCCUCCCUCUGCGAGAAAAAAAAGACCAAACUGCAGCGAAAUAAAAUACAGGUGUUAAACUGGACCUUACUGUAGACCACCAUAUUAGUCUACAGUAAUGCACUUCUCUCUUGCUGGGAUACAAAGGGAUCUCUCUCUCUCUCACUCUCUCUCGCUCACUCUCUCUCCCUCCCUCCUCUCUCUCUCUCUCUCCCAGUUCCGUUCUUCCACCUAUCCAAUCUCGCCAGCUAGUGAGAGAGUCCGCUAACACGCUAGCCAGUUGAUUAGCUAAUACCUGUCUCACCGUUCACUUCUGGAGCUAGCGACUAGUGACGGGUAGUUCAGCUGCUGGUUAGUCUGACAGCUGGUCUGUGUGGUGCUGACGGAGAUAAUCUCUGCAGUGUUUGUAUUUCGGCUUGACGUUCAGCAAAGCCCUUUCAGGAGAUUGACAAAAAUGGGUGCUUUCUUGGACAAGCCAAAGAUGGAGAAGUUUAAUUCACAUGGGGAGGGAAACGGCGUGCGCUAUGGCCUGAGCAGCAUGCAGGGAUGGCGGGUGGAGAUGGAGGACGCACACACGGCGGUCAUCGGCCUUCCUCAUGGCCUGAACACCUGGGCGUUUUUUGCCGUGUAUGAUGGCCACGCUGGCUCUCAGGUGGCGCGCUACUGCUGUGAACACCUGCUGGAGCACAUCACCAGCAACCCGGAUUUCAGAGGCGGAGGCCCAGGUGGAGGCAAUGAAGUUUCUCAUCCCGAGCCGUCGGUGGAGAGCGUGAAGAAUGGCAUUCGCACAGGCUUUCUGCAGAUUGACGAGCACAUGCGGGCUAUUUCAGAGCGCAAGCAUGGCUCUGACCGCAGUGGCUCCACGGCCGUGGGAAUCAUGAUCUCUCCGAGCCAUUUGUAUUUCAUCAACUGCGGUGACUCACGGGCUCUGCUGAGCCGUGGUGGCCGUGUCCACUUCUUCACUCAAGACCACAAGCCCAGCAACCCUUUAGAAAAGGAGAGGAUUCAGAAUGCGGGCGGCGCCGUUAUGAUUCAGCGAGUCAACGGCUCUCUGGCUGUCUCUCGUGCUCUUGGAGAUUUUGACUACAAGUGUGUGCAUGGGAAAGGCCCUACAGAGCAACUGGUAUCUCCAGAGCCUGAGGUGUAUGAGAUCGAAAGGUCAGAUGCAGAGGAUGAGUUUGUGGUACUGGCCUGUGAUGGAAUCUGGGACGUCAUGACCAACGAGGAACUAUGUGACUAUGUGCGCUCGCGGCUAGAGGUGACCGAGGACCUGGAGAUGGUGUGUAAUGAAAUAGUGGACACCUGUUUGUACAAGGGUAGCCGUGACAACAUGAGCGUGGUACUGGUAUGUUUUCCAGGUGCACCUAAGAUCAGUCCAGAAGCCGUGAAGAGAGAAGCAGAGCUGGAUAAGUACUUGCAGAACAAAGUAGAAGAACUCAUUAAGAAGCAGGGCGUGGACAGCAUUCCAGACUUAGCCCAUGUGAUGUGUGUGUUAGCGACGGAGAGCAUCCCUAACCUUCCACCUGGGGGAGAGCUGGCUAGCAAACGCAGCGUUGUGGAGGAAAUGUACAAUAGACUCAACCCAAACCAAAGUGACAGCACAUGUGGAGCCACCAACUGGGGCAAUGUAUGCGGAUCCUCCAGGCUGUAAACAGGAUCCUUUCUUUCCCACAUAUACUUUUUACACACUGUUUGAAGAAAAAGAUGCUGAUCUCAUGAUACGACAACACGAGGGGCUUCCAGUUUUAAGACUACUGUAAGAAGACCUACUGCUACCUCUAAUUACACACUUUGUAUACUGCCUUAAAUGCUGUCACAGAAAGACAGAUACAGGAAUAAUAAUGAGGACAACUGACGUCUGGGAACAUGAAUAUAUGUAGCAUGUGCUGAAAGCAAUUCCUAUUCAAGAAUAAAUUACAUAUUAUGUAUGGGCAUUCAUAUAAGCUUCUUGGUAAAUAUGAUGAAAUCACUUACUGGUGUGUGUUGCAGUUGCUCCUGCUCUUUCUUUGCAUGUUAGAUUCGAAAUGAGUCUAUAUAAAGUGAGAUGUCUUGGUGAAUCAGUGGGAAAUUUAUAUUCUUUAUUUGUGAAUGUUCUUUUUUCUGUUCAACAUAUUGCAGUUAAGUACAUCUAUGGGUCAUCAUUCAAAAGCUGAAAAAUCAAUGCAAUUCCAGAAUACGUGAGGUGGCUUGGCAAAAUCUGUCAUAUGACGGUGUGGCUGAAUUGAAGUGAAGAAAAAAACAAACAACAACCACCGUGGCAAAUAAUUAAAAAAUAUAUGUAUUUUCAUCAAAAUGUUAAUACACAGUUCCUUAAAAAAAUAGAAUCAAAAUAAUUGUGGCCUGUGCAAAAUUUUGAACACCCUUCCAGUUGUAAUUACGUGUUAGGCCAUAAUUGACUCAUUAGGACUCGUUUGGAAGGUCAAGAAUUGUCAUUAGGAAUAACAGUUUCAGAGCAUGAUGAAUUCUCUGAAACUUAUUGAUGCUUACAGAGCAGAGGAAGGCGUAUAAGAAGAUAUCGCUUCCAGCUCACAGUUUCCACUGUCUGCAAUGUCAUUAAGAAAAAUAAGGGGAACUGUAUAAGUCGAGGCAAGCUCUAGAAGGUCUAGAACACUAAGAUUUGAAUUAAGAAUUGUCCGUAUGCUGGGCAGAAAGGCAAAUCAGCAUCCACAAAUGACAGCAAGGACUUGCAGGAAGGUGUAACUGACACAGGAGUGGUUGUGCACAGUUCUACUGUGUAGUGUUGGUUUUAGAAAUUUAGUCUGCAUGGAAGAGUCAUCAGAAGGAAACCUUUUCUGAUGUUUGCAAAACAACAUCUAGGUAAGUCAGAGGCUGUGGACUGAUGAAGUAUACCUGUAACUCUUUGGCUACAAUAACCAAAAGAGCAGUGUUUGAUGAUGAGAACAAUGCCAAUUGUUGAGAUUGACGUAGAUCUAUUAUGCUUUGGGGUUAUGUGGCAGUCUGUGGCACAGAUAGAAGAAUGGAUUCCAGUAAAUAUCAGCAAACGUAAUUCUGUCAAUCAAGAACCUGAAGCUGAAAAGAAAUUGGCCUCUUCAACAAGACGAUGAUCAAAAAUGAGGUUGCGGGUAUACCUCGAAAUCCACAAUAAACUACUUCAAGAAAUGCAAGCUGAAACUUUUCGAAUGGCCCUCACAGUCCCCUGAUAUAAACAUCAUUGAAAAUUUGCAGGUAAAUAUCAGAAUUUCUCACAGCUAGAAGAGUGGGUGAAAAUGUAUUAAACAAGAAUGAAAGUGUAUGCAGCCUGUCAUAUCUGUCAGACUCGGUGUUAUGAAGUUACUGACUUCGUAGGGUGUCCAAACUUUUGCACAUGCCAUAAUUACUCAUUUUAAAUGCUUGUCACAACAGUUUUUUUUUUUUUUCACUUUUCACUUCAAAAAUCAACAAAAUGUAAUUUGGCCAGGGGUGCUCAAACUUUUGCAUCCAACUGUAUAUGCAUAAUAAAUGGCACAGUUUUCACUAUGCCAUCCAUAUGGUGCUAUCAAGUCAGGAAAUUUGCCAUUUUAGUUAACCUUUACUUUAUAUCAUUACUCAGCCAUCUACUAUUGCAAAGUCUCUACCUCUUAACUGACUUACCUCUUUUUGUGAGCGCUGUUGGUUUACUAUGGUACGAUUGCUCAGAUUUUAAAUUAACAAUAAUGAUCUCUCAGCAGUAAACAUCAAUAUCAGUGAUUUCUCAGUAACUGUAUUUGUGUAAUAUCAGUGCAAUUGUUUGUGCUUUGUUUCGGUCAUUGGUCUGCCACUCUCAAAAUGUUGUAGAUGAGUAUUGGUCAGCGAUCAUAUUGAGACUGUUUGCUUACCCUUUGCUUUGAACAUCAAAGGAAGAGACUUUGACUCUCUGUGACUAAAAUAAGCUCCACUUCCCUUUGAGUGUGUCCGGUAUAUGCACACCCAUGAUUGAAAUGACAAUUAGUGGUGUGCUUUCUCACAAUGCCUGAUAAUGCAAUGCAAAUUGAAUAGAAAAAAAAAUUAUUGAUUGCUUGUUAACAUAAAUAGACCCAGGUCAAGACAAGGUUGUCUAGUAUUUGGUUACACUUGCUUAACGUUGAAAACAGUUGUGGCUUGUCCAUAGGGGCAGGGGGGCAGAACCCCACUCUAUAUCUCAGCUGCACAACAAAUCUUAAUCUUCAUAAAGUCUUCACUCUCAGCUCCAUAUAUUUAAAUCUCCAUUGAAAUACUAAUUGCUCUUUUGAGUGACUAACCCAAUGCUUCAUUGAUUUGCCUGCCUUUUCAGAUGUUGUGUAGUUGCAGGGCAGCAACCCCUUUUAGCAGUAUAGACUUACUAUUGCACGUAGUGGUCAAAAAUGCGAACUGCAACAAACACAAGGUCCAUUGCGGCAGGCAUCGUUCUGCCACAUGCUCGCUUUACUAUACGAAUAUUUUCAGCGGAAGAGGAGCAACGGUCAGGACAGUUAACGACAGGGUUGCCACGGGGAUCAUUUAAAAAUGCUCUGCGGCCGCCAAGAUCUUGUUUUAUAGCAAGUAAUCCGAAUUGAAUCUAAUUAAUUUCUGCAAAACAAAGGCAAACUGUUAGUGCAGGCAGUGUGUCUAUGACGUACAGAAACAUUUCUGUUGUAAGAUAUAUUGCAAGGAUUUGGAGAGGGAAAGGAGGAUUAUGGAGUGGUGUUGAACACAGUUGAACAAAUUGAGCUGUUAGACUGGAUAACUGUAUGCUGUCGACUGCAUAUUACAGGGUUACUCUAAAAAUUCACUAGAUAUUAGCCCAUAGCAUAAGUCAUGUGUGACAACCUCUUGAGUUAAUUUUGUUUGAGGUUAUGCUUUUAUUAAUUCGGUCCUGCCCCACCAAAUCUAUGGUCACAAGCCAUUGCUUAUUGAAAGUGAGAUGUUCUCUAGUGUUUUAGUGGAUGGGGUAGUUGUCAUAAACUUCUCUGUGUAUUCUUUAUGUAAUAUUUUUAAAGCACUACAUGUUCCUUAGUACUUCUGUGUAUUUAAAUAAGUAUUUUUAUGUGCAUCGUUGUUCCCACUGAUGAUGCCAGCUUGAACUAUAUACACUAUAAGGCUAAAACUAUGUGGACACCUGACCAUCAUUCCCAUAUGUGUUUGUUGAACAUCCCAUUCCAAAGUUGGUACCCACUUUACUGCUAUAACAGCCUCCAAUCUUCUGAGAAGGCUUUCAAGUAGAUUUUAUAACGUAGCUGUGGGGAUUUGCCAAUUUAGGCAUGAGGACGUUAAUGAGGUCAGUCACUGAUGUUGUGUGAGCAGGGCUGUAAGUCUUUGCUCCAGUUCAUUCCAAAGGUGUUGGGAUUGGACAGGAUUGGACCACUUAAUUACAUUGAAGGGAAAUCUUAAAGCUACAGCAUUCAAAGACAUUGUAUUCAAUUGUGUAUUGACUUUGUGGCAACAGUUUCAGGAAGGCCCAUAUAUGGGUGUGAUGGUCAGGUGUCCACAUACUUUGGCUAUAUAUUGACCAUAUCAGUAGAUGUACUAUUAAUUUAACAUUUUGUGGAAUCUCUCUGUAGGUGUGUUUGAAUAAUGAAUGUUCACUAUGAAGUUCAGUAUGACCAAGAGUAAGAUAUUUAUUCAAAUAUAUAACUCUUUUUCUCCCAUUGUGUUCAGCUCUUUUGUAGUUGCUAGUAAAUGCAGCAAUUUGUCAAGCGUGGGUCAACCAAAGUCCAUGGUAUGACACACAAUUUUGUACUUUUUCGCCAAAAUAACUCAUGUACAAUAGAAGCUAGAAGUGAAUUUGUAGUGACUUUGGAUAAAUGACUAACAUUUAUUCUUUUUGUGUUUCUGGAUUUUUUUUUUUUUUCCUCUUUCUUUUUCCAUUUAGUUCCUUAUCCGAAAGAAUACCAUCCCUGAUUCACUGUGGUCUGAUUUUGUUCAUCAUUAAUAAACAUUAAUCAUGUCUUCA
Ictalurus punctatus (channel catfish) is the source of this 6123-nucleotide messenger RNA. It is a transcript of the gene ppm1ab, whose product is annotated as protein phosphatase, Mg2+/Mn2+ dependent, 1Ab. The record is from RefSeq and is a predicted model, not a curated record. Gene Ontology annotation, molecular function: manganese ion binding; magnesium ion binding; protein serine/threonine phosphatase activity. Gene Ontology annotation, cellular component: nucleus; cytosol. NCBI's taxonomy places the organism in Eukaryota, Metazoa, Chordata, Actinopteri, Siluriformes, Ictaluridae. Gene Ontology annotation, biological process: protein dephosphorylation; negative regulation of canonical NF-kappaB signal transduction; positive regulation of canonical Wnt signaling pathway. The coding region runs from base 691 to 1887 and encodes 398 amino acids. The transcript is spliced from 6 exons.